UUGUAAUAACAUUAGUAAAUAUCCGUUUUUUUGCUAGGGAGGUGAGUAAAUUCGCACCUUCGCGAGGAAAUCCGUAUUAUGGCUUAAAUGUUAUACGUUCAUGAUCAAAACCACGUAUUUUGAUAAACCUUGCAUCUGUGUAAAAAUAUUAGAUUAUAUCAAUAGUAUUUAUGUUUCCUCGUGAUCAGGACAAAGCCCAAUCCUAUUAUAAUAUUAUAAAUAAGCAAAUAACCUUGAAUUUAAAAACAUAUUCAACUUAAUGAUCAGCAAUCUAUAACACAGCGAUCUUUUAGAUUCUCAUGCACUCACACUAUUGAUGUAUAACCUGAUAAGACAGUCACUGAAUGACGUGUUGAACAUUUAACAUUAUUGCAUUUGGAAAAAUAUGCAAGAAAUCCUCCGCAAUUGAAACGAAUUUGCGUUGGCAGGAAUGCUUUGUAUAUUAAAUCAAUUCGUGUAUAUGCACACGAAACAGUAAACAAUGUAUACAUUGAUGUUUCGAUAGAAUGAGAUCACAGAUUACGGAAACCAAAUUAGUCCAAGCUAGUGUGGGAUGGAAGAUUCUCAAACCAAAACAAAACAAAUCGGAAAUCGGACGGAAUUUUUACAACCUUGAAUCAUUUGUACAAUGUUUAAGACAUCAAGGACCUAACGACAGAUAAUGGGUAUAUUUUACCACAAAAGGGCAUGUGAGAUUGAAAUCAUGUCCAGUAUUACCCUUAAUGAUCCCACAAUCAAAAGCUUAGGUUUCUUUUACCCGUUUUUUUCUUCACAAAAUCAAACACGAACCCUAGCGAGCGAGCGGAAACACAACUAUUAUCUGGUAUUGUUUUGCCUUACACCAUAUACAGAGAAAGCUUUGAGACGUCUUAAGUACCCAUGGCCAUUUCAGUUAAAUCAUGUCCCAGAUGUCGUCUGCAAGCGAGCCUCCUAUCCUGGCAAAGCAAGUUGGCGUACUGGAUGAUUUGAAAGAAACGGAAGCAAUUCAACCUCAUAAACAGAAAAGCCAAGAAGCUUUAGUGAAACGUGUUAAAAGAAAUGUCCUGAGCACAACAACAAUAUCUGAGACAAGCGAUCACUCAUCGUCCCUGCUUUGGACUCCAGCGCAACCAGCAGGAAAACAAGCGAAUGAAAAGCCAGCAUCCAACAGGAGCCAUCGUAAGCGCGACAAGUCCGGCGGCAAACGACGCCUUUAUAAGGACGAGAAAACAACAGAGAGCGAAGAAACAUCUCAAUUUUUAUCAAAACAAGAGCAAGAACAUGAACGCCUCAAGUCAGAGAAGAUGUACUCGUUUGAUCGAGAUUACCACCAUCACAGGACAAGUAGAAGAAGUAGGAGCAGCUCAGGAAGACAGAGUUCAAGAAGAUCUAACAAAAAACAUCUGGAACUUACUAACGACUACACGAGAUAUCAAUAUCAUCGUAGAUCACAAAGAGAUAAGCACAGGAAACAUAACUCUCGAUCACAACAGAAAAACGACACAGAAGCAAGCACCACAAGUGGUUUGCCAAAACUAAUUAAAAGACUCAAAGUCUUCUUCUUUGGCAAGAGAUCAGACCACGAUGAGCACGAUAAUAGAACAGCUAAAGAACACGGAAGAGAUUUCCACCAACAUUCGAAUUCUAAGAAACACAAGCACGACGUUUCCGCGAAAUUAUUUCGGAGUGCAAGUGACUCUGAUCUUGAGGUUGUCAAACACCGUAACAGAAGGUCCUUACAUAAGAAAGGAGUGAAGGAUGACUUUUUAAAAGAAAAUAAACACUGGAAGUCGAGACAUCAUGAUCAUAAACUAACGAGUAUCUGUGAAAGUAGCGAUCGCUCUGGGAAAUUGGGUUCUGGCAGUGAUGCUGGUAAACUGGUACUAGCCAGAAGUGGAAGAACAACCUAUAAUGAUAUAACAGGUCAUAAGAAUGGUGAUUUGCGACGAGCAAAUGGUCAUUGUAAGAAAGAUGAACGGGACACUAGUGAGGGUAGUCACUCACAUAUUGAAUCUUCGCACAGUAGAAGAAGACACAAACGACGUAACAAGGAAUAUCAGAGCUUGAAAAAGAAAUGGGCAAAACAACAUCAGAGCUUUGAAAAUGACUUGGAAAAGUUAGAGAAAUUAGUCGAGCUGAUUGGAAUGAAAAAGACUCAGGGAUGGCUGGAACAAAAGAGUUCUGAGAACACAACGUUACUAGAAAGACUAGAAGCAACUCAGGAGAAAUGCGUGGCUGAGGUGGACUUCACGAGACAUGUUCUCAUAUGUAAACUACAAAGACUUGAAAAUAAACUAGAGGAGAGUCUAUCCACAAUCGAUUACAACAACAAUAAUACACUAACAGACGAGAAGGGAAGAAGCAUCGAUGAAAUAAGGGAUGAAAUGUCAAAAGAGUAUCAUGAUUUGAGGAAAUUAUUACAAGAAACAAGUACUCAAUUGAAACAAGUCUUGGAUGAUAAGCCAUCUUCAGGAGAAACUGCUGAGCAAGAAAACAACGAUGAUCAAAGACUGAAAGGAAUUCCAACACCAGUAGAAAAGCGUUCAGGAGGACACAGUCAAACGAGAAAUGGCGUUUUAAAAGCCACAAAUAUUCCUUUCCCAGAACUGUCCCAUCAUCCACUUAACACAAGACAUUCUAGAAACCUUGAAACGGAACCAGGACAUUCUAAGAACUACGAAACUGAACCAGGAUGUUCUAGGAAUUACGAAACAGAAGCAAUCAGAAAGGACAACGUGAAAACAAAACAACAGGAACAUUCCAGAGUUACAACAUACGUGUAAUAUAGUUUAAUAUUUAGACUUGUAUUUAAGAAAGAUGAUAUAAAGGUAUAUAUAUUUUUGGACUGAAGAAAUAUUCAUACGUAGAAAGAGGUGUAUUAUAGAGUAAUGUAUCCAAUGUUUACGCAAU
Dendronephthya gigantea is the source of this 2889-nucleotide messenger RNA. RefSeq lists its product as uncharacterized. The transcript is spliced from 8 exons. Lineage: Eukaryota; Metazoa; Cnidaria; Anthozoa; Malacalcyonacea; Nephtheidae. The record is from RefSeq and is a predicted model, not a curated record. The coding region runs from base 900 to 2762 and encodes 620 amino acids.